Messenger RNA from Adineta ricciae, 1665 nucleotides. The record is from the annotation of a GenBank genome assembly. NCBI's taxonomy places the organism in Eukaryota, Metazoa, Rotifera, Eurotatoria, Adinetida, Adinetidae.
AUGAGUAAACCAUCUGGACCAGAUACUAAACAAAUCCAGUACGAUCGUCAACUGCGUCUGUGGGGCGAUCAUGGACAAAAGGCACUAGAAUCUGGUCGAGUGUGUUUAAUCGGUGCUAAUGCGUUGGGCACUGAAAUACUUAAAGCACUUGUCCUACCUGGUCUGGGCUCAUUCACAAUCAUCGACCAUCAAUUAGUAACAUUAGCUGAUUGCGGUUCAAAUUUUUUCGUUCAUCCAACAAUGGUUGAUCAACCACGCGCUCGUGUGACGUGCGACUUGUUGAGACAACUGAAUCCUGAUGUUCACGGAACAUUCGUGGACAAACCAACAAUCGAUGAUCUAUUAAAACAGAAUACCUUCGACUUUUCUCAAUUUAAUGUUGUGAUUACGGCUAAUGUUCCACACCAUACAUUAACUAUGCUUGCUAACCAUUUGUGGACGCUGAAAAUACCUUUACUUGCUGCACGUACAUAUGGUUUUAUUGGCACUAUCCGUCUGCAAGCAGUUGAACAUUUUAUUAUUGAAGCACAUCCUGAUGAUACCAUACCUGAUCUUCGCCUCGAUCGUCCUUUGAAAUCUUUUCUCGAACAUUGUAAUUCGAUCGAUUUCGACAAUUUAUCGCGCGAAGAACAUCUACAUCUUCCAUCGUUGAUAAUUCUCUACAAAGCAAUCAAACAAUGGCAAAAACAAACCAACCGUACUGAUCUGCCUCGAAAUCGAAAAGACAAAGAUGAAUUCAAAGAAGUACUCGAACAAUUAUCCCACCAUGUAGCAUAUGAUGUGCAUGAUAAGAAUAGAAUCCUUGAGAACUUCGAAGAAGCCAAACGAACUAUCCCAUCUCGAUUAGUUCAAACAACAAUUCCGUCAAAUAUCACGGAAUUAUUUCAAGAUCGUUCAUGCUUAGAACUGUCGAGUCAAUCGCAUAUUUUCUGGUUUAUUAUCAGUGCUAUAAAAUUAUUUACUGAAAACGAAGGUCAAGGUUUAUUACCUGUCCGUGGCGAAGUUCCGGACAUGAUAACGAAUACGAAUUCCUAUGUGAAACUAGUUCAAAUCUAUCAAGAACAAGCGAAAAAGGAUGCGGAACUGAUAUAUAACUACUUAGCAGAUUUAUUGAAAGAACACAAUCGAUUUUCCAAUGAACAAGCUCUUUUACACGAUUUAGUUCAUAUCUAUUGUAAGAACGCGUCGUUUCUGCGUGUUCUACGAACAUCCGCUCUGAAAAAUGAGGAUGAAUUAUUACAGAAAUACAUCGCACAAAAUCCCAUCGACACGUCAUCAGAUGAACCUGAGCCGGACAUUUGCUGGUAUAUUGGCUUACGUCUGUGCGAUGCAUUUUACGAGAAAUUCAGUCGUUAUCCCGGCGAAUUUCCUCUGUCUAUAAAUGAAAUGGAUACCGAUCAACGACAACUAGAAAUUGAUUUAAAUGAUUUGAAACAAAUCGGCAAGCAGACUGUUCAUUUAGAUAAACAACAGGGUUCCAUCCGAGAAAACAUUCUCGAAGAAUUAACACGUUACGGCGCGUCAGAGCUUCAUUCCAUAUCGGCAUUUAUCGGUGGUUGUUGCGCACAAGAAGCAAUCAAGUUGAUUACCCAUCAAUAUGUCCCACUCGAUUGUGUUUUAGUGUACAAUGGCAUUCGAGAAGCAACGAGUGUACUCAAAUUUUAA